AUGCCUAUAUCCCUUCACCGUAUGCCGAUCCUGAUUAAAAAGAUGAUCAUAUCAGAAAUGUCCCUAGACGAGAGACUACACCUGUCCGUUCUCUCCAAACGAGCCAGCUGCAUUCUGGGACUAUACAAGGCCAACCUUAGCUCGAUUCUAAUUACAGUAAAAGCCUCCCAUAUUACCGUUCGUGUCGGAAAGCUUCCACGUGGCGCCUGGUUCUUUGAAAUACCAUUCUACUCAUCCUCUAAAGACAACAAUAAUUUUGUAUGGAAGCUGGAAGGCUCAGCUAUUCAAGUUAAACGAACCCAUUAUCCUCCACAAACGCAUUUCGUGUUAAGCGCUGACGGAGAUGCGGUCGCUCUUUUCGGAAAGCUCCUGAGACAUCUUACAAGCUCUCAUAAUAUUCAAAACUGCUUCGAUUGCAAGUUCUACGCUAUUCCCGAUGGUGUUGUUUCUCAACUGGAAUCUAAUUACGUCUAUGACAAAAUCGAUAUAGGAAACGAUCGUUUGGAAGGUGUGACGCCUGAAGAUCUGAAGUUCCUGUUGGAGAAUCUCAGAGCAAAGGUGCUCCGUCUAAAUGUGGAAUGCUUACCAAUCAGUAUCUAUAAGUACCAGAAGAAUGGAGAUAAGGAUAGUUUAAUCCAAAAGCUGAUCAUUGGGAGUUAUAGCUGGGUGAAUUUCUCUGAACUGCCACCAAUACGAGUGAUAUCUAUCUGGAGAGAUGGACUGCAUCAGGUAAACACAAUUCUGAAGGCUUGGAUAGCUGGAAAGAAUCGGGAAAUGGAGAUUGGAGAUUUCGAGCUUGGCAAGUACUCGGAUCGAAACCGCGAGAUGAUUUUUACUGGCAUAGAAAGUGAUACCACCAGUUUAACAACCGCUGAACGAAACGCAUUUCUCUCCUCCGAGAGUCACUUUCCCAAUAUCAAAGCGCUUCGAGAUACAGUUGCAUUGGAUAUAACGAGAGAAGAAGAUGAGCUUCGAGCUACAGUAAUCGAGGCGACGACUGGUCCGAGUUUCCAACCUACACAAAAGAUGUUUGUCAUGGUUUGGAGUGAUGCGAAUCUCAGAACGAUUGGACGAAUUGUUGAUUAA
This is a messenger RNA of Caenorhabditis briggsae, 1086 nucleotides long. The transcript has 3 exons. NCBI's taxonomy places the organism in Eukaryota, Metazoa, Nematoda, Chromadorea, Rhabditida, Rhabditidae. Bases 1 to 1086 code for a protein of 361 amino acids. The record is from RefSeq and is a predicted model, not a curated record.